CAUAAAACCUUCACCCCGCACGCGCGUUUGCUUUGAAUUUUAAAUCGAGCACACUAAGUAGCGUACACGCACGCCCACGUCUCGUUCGAGAAACGCCCAGUUGAUGGCGGUAGUGUAAAGAGCGCAGACCCUCGUUACCUAAAGCGAACGUGUUUAUCUUUUAGGUAUGUGUUAGUGUAAUUUUAUUUACAAGGCGACAGUUAACAACAACAACAACAGUAACCUCAAAGCGCUUUAUGAUGUCAGUUUAAAUAGUAUAUCAGAGAAUGGCAUAUGAGCAGCACUUGAUAAUGUGCUAUUAUUGUGUGUUAUUAAAUUGAAUUAUCAGUAAAAAGAAGAUUCUGCUCAACUUUCAAUUCACUGGACUGGCUACUGCCACAUUAGUGAGGACUGUGGAACAGCUCAGAGUCGGUUUGAUAUGAAUUUUUUUUCUCACAUGUUUGCACUGACUUGCUCACUAUCGCUCAGGUUACCGAUUGGAAAAUCUUGCACACAAAGGCCGUUUGUCUUUUUAAAGGAUAAUCGAAACUUUUGGGCUUUCUAAAAUGGCAUCAGUGAUACAUCAAUUCAAAAUACAAUGUAUGUGGAAUUCAUUCUCAGUUGUUUUGUGGCUUCAAAAAGGUCUACAUUAUUAAAGCACUGCAAAUUCUUCAAUUUCACUGCUCAUGUAUAGAAUAAUAAUAAAUAUCACUAUUUUAUUUUCACUUCUUUCUUUCUAUUCUUUUUAUUGAAACGCCACUAACUAUGGGGACAUCCAGCAGUGUCAUUGAUGGCUUACUUUAUGUUGCAAUUAAUUGCAACAAUUUUGAGCCAGCACAUUGAGCUUCGAUAUGAUGAAAGAAUAGUUACUGAACGAUGUUUCAGUCUCACCGACCCGCAUUUGUCUAACGUGUGCCGCACUUCACAGUUUCACUUCAAGCUGAAGGCUCUGCCUCCAAUACUGCUUUUAGAAACUCUGAUGAACACCACAAGCAGCCCGCAGUCUGAGAGAGGAGCGUUAUUUUACAGUCGUUAGACUUUGCAUAUAUAGUGAUGUCUAAUGUUGCUCGUUUCUUGUGGUCCACAUUCUCACUUGUCUUUUCCAUUUACAAAAAAAUAAUCACAAAUUUUAUUUCUCCCGUCUUUUCUUGGGACUCUAAACGCAGCACUUGGCUGGCACAAAUCCCCGUUCGCUAAUCGCUUCUCAUCAGAUCGUCGGGAUUCAGACGUCAUGCUUUCAUCCGUCAGAGGUAACGGAGCAUAACGUGAAUCCGCAGUCCGGGGAACAAACAUACAGACAUCCUCAUCAUCAUCACCAGCAGCAGCAGCUAGCUCAGUGAUGAUGAACAUGGAUUUAAGUACCGUUAUAGAGGAGAUGGAGACGGGCGACCAAGACUCGGCUCUGACGGCUUUACAGAGCUACAACAAGCAGAUGAACCAGUGCUUUACAUUCAACAGGGAUGAGCAGAAGGACAGAGAGGAAGGAAAGUUACAAAAGCAUCUGGGGGAGUUAGUGCUCGGUUUCCUGGACCGGGAGUUGCAGCCUUCCUGUCUGCUGGCCUGUCUGGAAACGGUUCGAAUCCUGUCCAGAGAUAAAAAUUGCCUGGACCCAUUCACCAACCAAUUCGCCAUGUCCACUCUUGCCCGCUAUGCUAGCAUUGCUGUGGACAGUGCUACCACACCUGCCCACAGCCAGUCAGUGGAUGGCCAAGAAGAGGAUGCGGGAGGAGACGAGGAAGAGACGGGACUAUGUAGUAAAGUGCUGAAAGAAUCUUCCCCUCCUUCAGAAAAUCCUGACCAGGAAGUGAUUGUUGAGGCACUCAAGUCCAUCUGCAACAUCCUGCUGCACAAUGAGACAGGACAGAUGGUAGCAGCAGAUCUGCAGCUGAUUAAAGGUGUUGCAGAGAGAUUGAAACAGUGUCAUGAUCCUACUUGGAACUAUGAGGUACGUUUCUUUGACUUGCGCCUAACCUUCCUGCUGACUGCCCUAAGAGUGGAUGUCAGGGCACAGCUGGCUCAGGAGCUUCAUGGUGUCAGCCUUCUAGGAAACCACUUGGAAGCCACACUGGGUCUAUGCUGCUCAGGGACCCUGGAGACAGCAAGAGCAGGUUUUGAAGGCAUCCCGACCGAAGAGCUGCCCCCACUGAGCCGGCAGCAGACAGAACUAGCUAUGGAGAUACUGAAAAUACUAUUCAACAUCACGUUUGACAUAAACAGACGCAAAGUUGAUGAGGAAGAGGCAGCUGUGUACAGACAUUUGGGAGCCAUACUGAGGCACUGUCUAAUGAGCCACGCUGAUGGAGAGGAGCGGACUGAAGAGUUUCACAGCCAUACUGUGAAUUUACUAGGUAACCUCCCUCUGCCUUGUUUGGAUGUAUUAUUGAUGCCCAAGGUGCAGCAAGGUUCCAUUGAAUAUAUGGGUGUCAACAUGGAUGCUGUGAACACGCUGCUAAAAUUCAUGGAGAAAAGACUUGACCGGGGUCAUAAGCUGAAGGAGACCCUUCUUCCAUCUCUGAACUUGUUGACCGAGAGUGCCCGUAUCCACAGAGAGACCAGGAAGUUCCUCAGGUCAAAAGUGCUGCCACCACUACGUGAUGUGAAAAACCGGCCAGAGGUGGGCAACACGCUGAGGAAUAAAAUAGUCCGCCUUAUGACCCUCAUUGACACUGACGUCAAGGACUGUGCGGCUGAAUUCCUCUUUGUUCUCUGCAAAGAAAGUGUUUCAAGGUUCAUUAAGUAUACUGGAUACGGCAAUGCUGCAGGCCUGCUGGCUGCCAGAGGACUGCUUAGAGGAGGUAAAGACCCUGGAAUCUACUCCGAGGAUGAGGACUCUGAGACAGAAGAGUACAGAGAGGCCAAAGCCCAAAUCAACCCAAUAACAGGAGUUGUAGAAGAGGAGCAGCCCAAUCCCAUGGAAGGAAUGACAGAAGAGCAAAAGGAAUAUGAAGCCAUGAAAUUGGUCCACAUGUUUGACAAACUGUCAAGAAACCAUUUAAUACAGCCCAUGCAGCUCGGUAUGGAUGGGACAAUGACAGAGAUGACUACAGAGGAUCUCCAUAAACUGACCAACAAGCCAUUGCUCCAGUCAGAAGACCCUCCUAAUUUAGACAGUGAGGAUGAAAACUGAAGAAGGAAACGAAUUCCAUCCAUGACAAUCCUAAAAAAAUCUGUGUCACUAUUUAAGCGAUUCAUAUAUCAUAAGUAUAAUUUUGUUGCAUUUUACCCAAUUUAAUUGGAGAGGAAAGAAAAUGUUAAUUUGUUUAGUAAAUAUCAGAAACGGGUACACAAGAAGCCACUUAAAUGAUCAUAAACUCAACUACAGAAUUCAGAUAAUUUUACAAGGAUGAUUAUUUUAAUAGGAAUAGUUUUUUCAUCCAAGAUGUUUAUGUUCAAUAAAAUAUAAAAAUGUAAUUACUAGGUUGUGUUAUGAAGCACUUAACUGACAACAAGUGGAAGAGAAAAUUCCUUAAACACUUUAUAUAAGGGAAAGAUGUCAGGGGACAAUGUAGCUAGCAAGCAUCAGAUGGUCGUUUGUAUGGCUGUGGGCAUGAUCAACAGGAAGUGAGUGAAGUCAGGGGAGAGGUUUAGAUGGUGGAAGCUGAAGAAGGAAGAAUGAUGUGCAGUGUUCAAGGCUGAGUUGAUACAGGUGGUAGGAAGUGUUGCUAGUUGACUGAGAAAGCACAGCUGUAGUGGUGAGGGAAACUGGCAGAAGGGUAUUUGGAGAGAUUGAGUUAGAAAAGAUAUGAAGCAGGUUUGGGUGAGUAAAGAUAGUGAUGGAAAUGUAAUGAAGAGAAUGUGUUCAGGAAGGAGAAGCUCAUCAAUGAAGAAAACGAGAAAGGACAGAAGUCAGUUGGUGAAUCAGGAAGUGUAAAGGAUUAGAAAGGAGGAAGGAAAGGGCAGCUAUGAAGAGGAUGAAACAACGUACCUGUGGAGGUUUGGAGAUGGCAGGGAGAGAGGGCAGUAGACUGUUUAACACGAUCCUGGAUAGUGGUAGGAUGCCUGAGGGAUGGACAAGUAGCAUACAAGUCCUGAUUUCAAUAACAAGAGUAAUGUGCAGAGCUGUCCUAAGUACAGAUUGGUAAAGUUGAUGCCACCAUACCAUGAAAAUAUGGAAAAGAGUUGUUGAAGCUGGGCUGAGAGGAGAUGUGGCAGCAAGGACCAGUACAGCUUCAUACAGAGAGCACUACAGAUGCAAUAUUUUAUUUCUUUAGAGUUUUGAUGAAGUAUGGAGCAGGUAAGAUGGAGCUGCACUGUGUGUUUGUGGCUCUGAAGAAAGCAUAAGACGCAGUGUGAAGAGGCACACAGGAGUGGUAGGGAAGGUGUGCAGUAUUAGUGUAAGAUGGGUUCAAGGUGGGGAUUGCAUUAGGGAUCUACAGUCCACAGAGGCCAGGCAGCAGUCUCUGUGGACUAUGACAUUAUGAGAGAACGGAGAGCAGAUGGAAGGUAACCUGGAGAUGUGGAGGUAUGCUCUGGAGAGAGAGAGAGAGAGAGAGAGAUUGCGAGGGAGACAAGUGAUCCUGCAAGGAGCAGAGGUACUAUAGGUAAAUGAGUUUAAAUAAUUGGGAUAAACACCCCACAGUGUAUGAGAGGUGAAGAAGAGAGUCAAGGCAGGGUGGAGUGAGUGGAGAUGAGUGUCAGGGGUGAUUUGUGAGAGACACAUGGCAGCAAGAGAGCAAGGUUUAGAUGGUAAGGAGACCUCUUAUGAUAUAUGACUUGUAGAGGGUGGCACCUACUAAAAAAAGCAGGAGGCGCAGCUGUUUUCAUUGUCAGUGACCAGCACGGACAAGAUCAGAAAAGAAUGCAUCAGAGGGACAGCUUAGGUUGAGCUUUUGGAAACAAAGUAGGCUGAGAUGGUGUGAGAGAUGUUAAGGAGGAGAGUAGAUCUAUUGGACAAAGGAUGUAUAAUAUGCUGCUGCCAGGCAGGAGGAAAAGACAGAGAGGAGAAUCAUGGAUGUAGUGAAGGAGGACAUGCAGAGGGUUGGUGUGCCAGAGGAGGAUACUAAGUGAGAAGGAGGCAGAUGGCGACUGUGAUGACGUCAAAGUAGAGGAGCAGAGAAAAAGAAGGAAUAUGUGGGAAGCAUAUGAAAUGAGGAAUGAUUGGAUUCAAGUUAUAUGUAGGUUUUGCUGUUUUUUUAGGGAUCAAUUUUUUUAGGAUACUGUAUUUAUCUUAGUCGGCUCCUAAAUAUCAAAGAAUUAUCUUCCUUCCUCUCAGAGAUCUUCCUUCUUAUUUGCACCAGGACCCAUCUGAACCCAUCACAAUCAGUAGACUUUUGUAUAUGAAAAAAAGUGAUGAAAAAAAGGUUCAAAUUAUAAGUCUUCAAAAUACAUAUAGAUGGUUGGAUGUUUUACUUCAUUAUUUUCCAGCUUUUUUGAGCCCUCAUAAAUACAAGAUGCAGCCAUAAAUAUAUUUCUGAAUGCUCAUAAGUAUAACUAGCCACGUGAAACCUUCAGGGUUGAAAAACACAGAUAUCAGCUAUACAGUCAUUACAAGUUUGUUUCAACCAAACUGAAAACCUGCAGAUUUCAGGCAAAGAAAAUGUAACCAUUGUCCAAAUCAGAAAUAUUACUGUCAUGACAACGCAUGGUUCCCUGCAAUAGUUCUGAAUGUUUAGAAUGAAGAUGCCUAUUUAGAUUUCAUAAAGCUGAAAUUGUUUUGUUUUUUUCCUGACAAAUACUGGGUUCCACAUUGUGACUGUUGUUUACAGGUCACAGGGUAAUUUUUUUCGAGUAGAGACAUACUAUCUGCAGUCUCAUUCCCAUCCACUGCUGACUUUCCCUGAGCCUGGCUCUGCUAGAACCUCUACAUGUACAAAGGGUCCGUGAUUUGUUGUAAUUGAUUUGUUGACGUUGUGAGGUCUCCUACAAGUGCAAAGAAUUUGAUAUAAACUCAAAAGUAUCACAUAUUUUCCAGAACCUCCAUCCCAGUUAGUGCUACUCAUGACAAUCAAGAGACCUGUUGCAGAAAAACUGUCUUCAUAAUUAAAACUAGUCUCUCUUAUUUGAAGUUGAACAUUGUAGGAGAUUUUUACAGAACGCUCUUGCUCUUUGUGAGGACACGAUGUAUCGGUUUUUUCUUUAGAGCAGUAGAAUAGCAAAGUAUGAAAGUAAAAGAGCAGCUGUUCAAUUUUUGAUGGUGGACUCAGCUAUAUUUUUGAAAAAAUCUGAAUGACUUUUAGAUGCCCAUUCUUUUUAAUAAUGUCCUCCAGAUAUUUUAUUUUUAGACUUGAAAUGAACUGCAGACAUCAUCCUAUCAAUUAAAGGUGAAAUAUUCUAAUGCAGAGUGUAGUCUGAAACACUAUAUGUAUACUCCUUUCUAUUGUUCUUGUAUAGCUGAUAAUUUUAUCGUGGACUGCAAACUACAUUAAAUGUGUUUAAAUGACCAAAAGUUCUCACAUCUUCAUUCUCUUGUGGUUAUUGUAAUAAUUUCAAGUAAAAAGAGGGAGGAGAUAAUUGAAUUGACCGCUCAAGAAGAUGGUGGAAGGGUGCAGAUGAUGCUGGGUGCCAACCUGGAUGCAUGUCUUCAUGUGUCAGGCUCAAGCAGGGAGAGGCUCUGUGUGCUAUACACAGUAUAAAACUAUGAUUUCAUCCAGGGUUCAUCGUAACAAACAACACAACCAGUCUUUGUUGACGCAAACACUGAUGUGCUGCUGAUGUUUUUCUUUUAUUUCUUCAGAUGUUUUUGUUUCCUAGUUUGUCUUCUGCUUUUGUUCCAACAGCUACAGAUGAGGACAAAAUUAUUAGUUGCACUAUGAAAAUUUCAAAAGUAUUUCCCAAGAGCUGUUAAACAGAGCAUGGUAUUUGUAACACAGCUUUUUCAAAAGUCUUAUUAUGGAUGCUUACAUUAGUUUAGAAACAAAACUGCCAGGGUCAAAAUUAUUAGCCCUCCUGAUGCUAAUAGUCAGUUUUGUAUUGUUUUUGCUGGAUAACAGUCUGCAGUCAUUUGUUGUAGUUCUCAGCAAGACUCACAUGUCACCUGAUCAUUCUUCUUUGACAAAUCGCCUCCAGGUUUGAUGGUCUCCUGGCAUGAACCUUGGUCUUCACUUCCCCCGACAGAUUUUUCAAUAGGGUUCAAAUCAGGGCUUUGAGCAAGCCAGUCAAUAAUUCCCUUUGGUCUUCUGGAGAUCGUUCUUCAUCAGGAGAGAUGCAUAUUUUCAUCAUGCUGGCCAGAACCAGUUUUGUUGCUGACUGCUUGAGGUGCUUUUUCAAAUCUUCACAUAUCCUUCUUUCUUCAUUAGCCCUUCUGCCUUCAUAAGAUUCCCAGUUCCAGAUGAACUGAUGCAGCCCAACGAAUAAUACCUCCACCACUGUGCUUCGCUGUGGGGACAAUGUUCUUUGGGUUGUACCCCUCACCCUUCUUUCUCUGAACAUAAGCAGCAUCUUUAUGGCCAAUGAACUCUAGUUUAAUCUCAAAAGAAAAAGAAACACCUCCAGUCUGCAUAAUCUUUCUCCAGGUUGUCCUUAGCUUAUCAUCUUCUUUGAGACUACAAUCAAUCACCAGCUAAGUCAUUCACUAGCGAUACUGCAUUUAUUCUGUGGUCUUUAGACGCAUCUCUCUUUGAAUCUUGGUACUACUUUCUCAAUUGAGAGCUCAAACCUUUGGUGAAGUUUUUAUACGAUACAUAAAUUAGAAGAUAGCCCUCAGUUUUAACUUGAUGUUACAAGUUUUGCUAUGGUUCAUGGGCAGUGGACACAGUGUUAAGAACUUUGUAGGUUCAUGAUUUAUUUUUAGGUUUUGGAUGUGAUUUGUAGGUUCUAGUUCUCUGUUAUUUAUGUGUCUGGUUAUUAGUUCCUUGGUUUGAUGCUGUUAG
This is a messenger RNA of Haplochromis burtoni (Burton's mouthbrooder), 7787 nucleotides long. It is a transcript of the gene ric8a, whose product is annotated as RIC8 guanine nucleotide exchange factor A. Bases 1319 to 3106 code for a protein of 595 amino acids. Gene Ontology annotation, molecular function: guanyl-nucleotide exchange factor activity; G-protein alpha-subunit binding. The record is from RefSeq and is a predicted model, not a curated record. Gene Ontology annotation, biological process: G protein-coupled receptor signaling pathway. Lineage: Eukaryota; Metazoa; Chordata; Actinopteri; Cichliformes; Cichlidae. The transcript is spliced from 15 exons. Gene Ontology annotation, cellular component: plasma membrane; cytoplasm.